Molecule: messenger RNA, 2254 nt
Organism: Spirometra erinaceieuropaei
Lineage: Eukaryota; Metazoa; Platyhelminthes; Cestoda; Diphyllobothriidea; Diphyllobothriidae
Source: the annotation of a GenBank genome assembly
AUGAACUUCCAAUCGCGCGUAUCCACAACUACCGUGCACGAACUCCUCUUCGCCGACGACUGCGCCCUGAACACCACCUCCGAAGCGGAGAUGCAACGGAGCAUGGACCUAUUCUACGCCGCCUGCGAGAACUUUGGGCUAGUCAUUAACACGCAGAAGACGGUGGUGAUGCACCAACCGCCGCCCAACUCAACCACAGCCGCCGCAAAUCAGCGUGAACGGAAAUCAACUGCAAGUGGUGGAGAACUUCCCGUAUCUGGGCAGUACCCUCUCCCACAACACCAAGAUUGAUGACGAAGUCGCCAGCAGGAUCUCGAAAGCCAGUCAAGCCUUCGGUCGUCUCCGAAACACAGUUUGGAAUCGCCAUGGUCUCCAACUGAGCACGAAGCUGAAGAUGUGCAAGGCCGUCAUCCUGCCGACGCUACUGUACGGAGCAGAGACAUGGACGGUGUACACGAGACAGGCACGCCGACUGAAUCACUUCCACCUCAGUUGUCUCCGUCGCAUCCUGAGGCUGAACUGGCAGGGCCGCAUCCCUGAAACCGAUGUGCUGGAACGGACGGGAAUCCUCAGCAUCUACGCCAUACUGAAACAAAUGCAGCUGCGCUGGAGCGGCCACCUGGUGCGCAUGGACGACGAGCGACUACCCAAACGACUCUUCUACGGAGACGUCGCGACGGGUUCUCGUCGUCAAGGAGGCCAAAUUUGCCGUUACUAGGAUACUCUGAAGUCCUCCCUGAAGCGCCUGCAAAUCAACCCGACCAACUGGGAAGAGCUCGCUCGCGAUCUUCCGACAUGGAGGAGAACAGUGAAGACGGGCGCUGCUAUCUAUGAAGCCAACCGAAUCGCCGCCGCCAAAGCGAAACGCGAAGCCCGCAAAUCACAACUUCGCCCAGUCCGCAAUGCCGCCGCACAACCGCUCCCAACGUGUCCUCGAUGUCAACGGACAUUCCGGGCACGAAUCGGACUUGUUGGACAUCUCCGAACCAACUGCACCUCUCGAACUGCUCCAGCCAUCGUCCCCCCGCCCGCCCCUUCCUCCUCUCUUCCGCCAACUAACUCUGACACUCCUUCUGCACCUCUAAUUCCAUCCUCCUCGUCCUCGUCGUCCUCCUCCCUCUCCACUGCCCCAGCGGAGGCCGUUCAGACUGCUGUCUCACACAUCACCAACACCAACACACCAACCAACAUCACCUCUCCCACCUCUCCGGAUACCACUGAUGAGGAUCAGGACUACACCUGCCCUCACUGUGACCGCACCUUCACCUCAAACAUCGGCCUGGUCGGUCACUUGCGAAUCCAUCGCACAGAGACUGGCGAACCAGUGCCUGGAGCACCAACCUACACCCACCGCACUCGCCUCCACUGCCCACAAUGCCCUCGCACCUUCACGCAUCGCAUGGGUCUAUUCGGCCACAUGUGCAUCCACGAGAGCGGAAUUGACCGCCGCCUUGACACAUCCACCCCGCCGAGCCCCACUCCCAAUCCACCACCUUGUGCACCCACUAACCACUCCCCAGCCGACAUCGACGCCACCGACCUUACCACCCCUCACUCCUCCCCUUCCGCCUCCUCUUCCUCCACCACUGCCACAACGACGGCCGCUUCGGCGUCUGUCGCCCACGACUUCACCACAGCCGAACCUUACACAACAACAGGCACAAGCCCUGCAACCUCCAUCAUCAGACGUGAGGGCCAGCACUUCAUCUGCCCUCACUGCGAUCGCACCUCCACUUCACGCAUCGGCCUGGUCGGUCACUUGCGAAUCCAUCGCACAGAGACUGGCGAACCAGUGCCUGAAGCACCAACCUACACCCACCGCACUCGCCUUCACUGCCCACACUGCCCUCGCACCUUCACGCAUCGCAUGGGUCUAUUCGGCCACAUGCGCAUCCACGAGAGCGGCAUUGACCGCAAUUCCGAUACAGCCACGACAUCCAACACGCCCAGGCCCAUCCUCGCCCCACCGUCACACGCGCCGACCACCACCACCGCCACCACCAACACCACUGCUUCCUCUACAGCUGACACCGGCACCGCCAACCUCUCAUGCCCACAUUGUCCACGCACCUUCACCUCACGCAUCGGCCUGGUGGGUCACUUGCGAAUCCAUCGCACAGAGACAGGCGAACCAGUGCCUGGAGCACCAACCUACACCCACCGCACUCGCCUUCACUACCCACACUGCCCUCGCACCUUCACGCAUCGCAUGGGUCUAUUCGGCCACAUGCGCAUCCACGACGACCUGCGGUAG